AUGGAUAUCCAGUGGGUCCAGCAAUGGGCACAAUGGCCCGAAGGCCGUUUCAUAUAUGCUCUUGCCGAAUCAGGCGGGGCGAAAGUGGUGGGUAACGUGGACGAGGCGGAGGUGGUCGUCACCGCAAUCGGGAUGAGGAAGAGAUUGGAGAGGCAUGUUUCUUGGAACAUUGCUAAAUCUAAAUCCCUUGUCACACCAGCUUGGCUGCGUGACUCUCUCCACAAAGGUACUCCUCAGUCCUGCGGCGACUACGCCGCCAUCCCCGACCUCCAACCGAGCACCGCGGCCAACUGCCCCACCGAUGACUCUGACUCUGGCUCUGGCUCUGACUCUGACCCUGACCCGCCCACCAUGAAUAAUAUAAAGGAAUCUCUUCCGUCAUCAGCACCGCCAAGUCGCUCCGGUCAUUCUAAACCGUCCUCGGCGCGUUCUGACAUCCAUAGCAGCAUCCCGGCUAGUCUUCUCCCGCCGAACCCACCGACGGCGUUUAAUCCCAAAUCAUUGGAUCCUCUGGCGAAGUUUGCGUGUGAGAGGCCGAGCCCAUUGAAAUGUGUAAAUCAGAAGUUGGCGGAGGAUUUGGAUGUGAUGAGGAAGUGGAGGGAGCUGGACGGUGAGGAGAGGAGCGCGUUGAGUUAUCGGAAGGCUGUCUCCGUGGCCUAUCCUACAAAGAUUAACUCUACGAGAGAUAUUCAGAGGUUACCCUUCGUUGGGUCUAAGAUCUCGUCCAUGAUCGAACAAUUCAUCGACCAAGGAUACAUAUCCGAAGUCCGCACAACCCUACACUCCGCACGCUUCAAGACCCUUACCGUCUUCAACUCUAUCUACGGUAUCGGCCCACACACGGCUCGUCAGCUGUACGCACUCGGGCUUUCGUCGUUGGAGCAGCUGGAACAGUAUUAUGAUGUAGAGGGGGCUUGGGAUGAUGACGAUGAUGCGGAGGGAGCGGGAGGAGAGGGAGAUUCUGAGAUCCCGGCGAGUAUAGCUGAUGCGAAACGUGAAAAAUCAGCAAAGUACGGUCACAGUGGUGGCGGUGGGCUACCCUCGCCUCCGGCGUCUGAACAGAGCGAAAUACGGCAGGAAUCUCCAGCUCUACUACCCGAAGAAGCGGAAGCGGAAGCCUUGACGGCUACUUCCAAGGAAAGGCCGAAGGAUAUCAAGUUGAGAGGGAUAACGACGAUGUUGGACGAGGAAGAUGUGGGUGCGAUGCCGAAGGAGGAGAUCAAGGAGAGUUGGAUAAAGAUCGCGUUGGGGCUGAGGGAGGACUUGAGUGUGAAGAUUCCGCGCGACGAGGUGAGAGAGAUUCAUCGCGUCAUCAUGGGAGAGCUGGACGAGUUGCAGCCAGGGUGUGUUAGUACCAUUGUUGGAGGAUAUAGGCGCGGUAAAGAAGAGAGCAACGACGUCGAUGUUGUGUUCACGCAUCCGGAUCCUGAGAAGGCGAAGGGUUUGUGUAAGCGCUUGAUGCAUGUUUUGUAUGAUAAAGGACUCGUAACCCACGUCAUGCACCUCUCCAGCUUCCACGCCCACAACGCCCUCCGUACGACACACUGGGACUCCCUCGAAAAAUCCCUCACGGUAUUCGUCCUGCCCGGCACGUCGCCUAUUUACCCGCUGCCCUCCGAUCACGACCCUUCUAAAACUAGAAGGAGGAGAAGGAGAGUAGAUUUUAUAUUCGCGCAGCCGAAGACUUAUUGGACGGCUGUCGUUGGGUGGACUGGAUCGAUGAUGUUCGAGCGAGAUCUGCGCAGCUGGGCGAAGAAACGAGGCCUCAAGUUCGAUAGUUCCGGAAUUACCCGCCGUCGAGACUCGAAGCUGAUCUACCCGCGGACGGAGAAAGAAGUGUUUGACGUGCUUGGGUUGCCGUGGAUCGACCCGACGAUGAGGAAUGCGGACGUUUGAGGGACUAGUCUGGCCAGUCACCUCCUCAUCACUGGGACUCACGAUGUUUGGGUGUAAGGGUGUUCAAGAGUCGAAGAUUUAGGCAGGCAUUAGUCGAUAGUUAUUCGUUUUUAUCUUGUUGUAAUUGUGUUUUUCGUUGUAUUCAUUCUCUUGAUUUGAUCGUUGUUCUC
Molecule: messenger RNA, 2066 nt
Organism: Stereum hirsutum FP-91666 SS1
Lineage: Eukaryota; Fungi; Basidiomycota; Agaricomycetes; Russulales; Stereaceae
Product: Nucleotidyltransferase
Exons: 13
Coding region: 1-1896 (631 amino acids)
Biological process (GO): double-strand break repair via nonhomologous end joining
Cellular component (GO): nucleus
Molecular function (GO): DNA binding; DNA-directed DNA polymerase activity
Source: RefSeq, a predicted model, not a curated record